AUGGACCAUAUUUUCAUCAACAUCAAAGAACCCAGCGACGCUCUGCAGCUCGCUAAAAAGACUACCGUUCGAUCGCAUGUCGCUCGUCGUCAAUGGAAGGCUCAUGCUGAAACGAACAAGGACCGGAAAAGGAAAAGGGAGGAAUACCUCCCAUUUCGGAUCGAACUGGAUUGCUCAGGGUUGAUGAACAAUGGACAACUCCCACAACUGUCGAUAGUGCCGGAGGGUGAAGAUGAGAAUCAUACAGCCCAAACCCAAUACGCAGGGCAAACCACUACUGCUGCUACCUUCAUGCUACCCUCUAUACCAAUGAUGAUAGGAGGUCUACGUGUCGAUCCAUUCCGAUCAUACCCCAUCGAAUUCAGAUCAUUCCUUCCAUACCUCGUGGAUCACUACCUAGUAAGCAUGGCUGUCGACAUUCCCGAGCUAGACCAGCCCGGAAACCGUGGCCUGCUGCGCACGCGAUGGUUCCCCCUCGUUAUGACCGAACCGAGUCUCUUUCUGGUAAUCAUGUUGAUCGCAGCGUCACAUUAUGCAUCCGUGCAACACAACACCACCGAGCUCAGACUCAAUCUCCUCAGUAUGCGUGGUGAAGCCGUGCAAUCCAUCAACCAAUCUCUCGCCAAACAAUACAGGACGAUAAAUGAUGCCUUAGUCGGCGCAAUAGCCAAAAUGGCCAGUUAUGAGGCUAUGUUCGGCAAUGUGGACACAUAUGGUGUGCACAUGCAGGGUCUGCGUCAGAUUGUGAAUCUUCGAGGUGGACUCGAUGGACUUGGAUUGGGCGGGCUAUUGCGUAGGAUUGUGGUCUGGAUUGAUCGGAAUGGUGCGUUCCUUAACGGUUCGAUGCUGUAUUUUCCAGGGGCGACGUUCGUUCCUGGGCAGCCGUUGCCGGAUCCUAACCCGGGGCAUUUUCUUGGUGCUUCGUGA
Molecule: messenger RNA, 927 nt
Organism: Aspergillus chevalieri
Lineage: Eukaryota; Fungi; Ascomycota; Eurotiomycetes; Eurotiales; Aspergillaceae
Exons: 2
Coding region: 1-927 (308 amino acids)
Source: RefSeq, a predicted model, not a curated record